ACAACGCAAUCCACUCGUUCCCAAAUUCUGAAAGUAUACACCUGUUCGCUGCCCUAAACUUCUCUCCCUUUCAGCACCAACUAAACUUCUCUCUUCCAGAACUUAGCUAAGAGCAGUUUCUUAUUGUUUUCAAAACACAACCUACACAGUGACGGGAAUCGCUUCUCACUAUCUAGUUUAUCGUUUCAGUUCAUAUUCCUCAAAUUUGGGUUGCAAUUUAUAGACAAUGAAGAGGGCAAUGCCAUUUAACGAGCAGGUCGAUCUAUCAUCAGAUGAUUCUUCUUCGUCUGAUACAGAUUAUUAUGAAUUUAUCGGCAAGCAGUCGAACAAUGAUGUUGAAGAACCUGCCAAAGAAAUAACACAUGAAGAUGCAAUGUUCAGAAAGGCGCAAACGUAUCAAGAAUACAUGAAGCAGAUCCCAGUCCCAACUCAUCGCGGCUCUGUUAUUCCGUUUACAUCAUGGAUGGGAUUGGCUGAAUCCGUUAAGAAGUUAUACGGGCAACCCCUGCACUACCUGACUAACAUCCGCCUAAAACAGUGGGAUCAAAUGAGGAUCGGCGCCAAGGAUGAACAUAUACCAUUGGACACUAGUUUUCAUCCUCUUAAAGCUGAAGCCAGUAUCUGGCUUAUUGAAGAAGUUCACCGGCUCACCGUGUCUCAUCAUCAUCUAGCUAAACUCUGGCUGGCUGACCCAAUGUACCAUGCUUUUAUCGAUCCCAUUUUUCCGAAAAUAUGAAGCUUUAUCACACAGAGAUCCUUUGUGUCCCUUUUUUAAGGCUUAGAUUUAAUUCAUGAGUUUGAUUUUUGCAAGUUUCAGUUUGUCAUUUUUUGUUGAAUUUUUAUGUGGUUAUUUCUUUCACUGGAAGAAGAGAACCCUUUGUUAUAUAACCCGUGUCUGGAAAUGGGGAGAAACAGGACUCAUGUAGCACAUUUCAAGCUUUGUUGAGUUGAUUGGUUUGGGAAAAGUGGACAAACAGGACUCAUAUAGCACAUUUCAAGUGGUGUUGAGUUGUGUCACGAUCCGUCCCAAUCCGUGUAGAAAUUGUCCUCAAGAUGCAUCUACACAGUUAAGCAGUUUUCACACGUAUAUAUGUCAUCAAACAUUUUUCCAAAUGACAUGAGACGUCACAAUCACCCUUACAGUGCCAAUAAGAUUUUCGAACACGGGCAUACCCUUUAAAAAGCUGGGUGUUCUACCAACCAGGUGAUGUCCCCGACAAUACAAAUAAAAGAAUUCUUUUUUAAUAGAAUAUCUGGGAGUGGAUUGAUUUGGAAUAGUUUUAUCACUAGUUUUAACAGUACAAAGAUGAACCAUUCUUUUUCAAUCAAAUCAGAAUGAUGGGAAUCUCUCUCACUCAAAGUAAUCUACUUUUCCACUUAUCAAAAAAAAAAAAAAGUAAUCUACUUUUCCAUACAAUCACAUGUUUUAGUAAAGUAAGAGGACUUCAAUUUAACCUUUUUCAUGUUUUCAUCUACCUUUAUAUCCUAAUAGAAUCUAUACUCAAGAACAUAAUGCACCUCAAAAUAGAGAACUUCCAUAACUAGCUUUUCCAAGAAACAUAUCCACAAAAACAAACAUUGUUAGGUUUCACCAUGAAGAAUUCAAGUCACUUGACCAUCUCUGUCAUUGCCAUCAUCAUUUUUUCAACAGCCAAUGGAAGCCAAAUUACCAGCAUUGCCCUCCAAGGAAACCGCUCUUACUCAAUUCAGAUUGAGACAACAUGUGCACCAGCUGCAGAAACCACAGACACCAUUAGUCUCAGGUUCAGCGACUCGGCUGGGGACUUGGUCAUAAUCAAGCACCUUAAGAACCCGAAAUUGCUAUAUGCUCCAAAAGGAGGCUCGAGGAGACAUGGUGGCGCAUAUGGUGGGUUCGCGAGGUGUGCCGUAGAAAUGUUUGAGGUGAGUGGAGCCCGCAUGGGCGGCAGAGUUUGCGCGUUGUAUCUUAAGAGGUUCGGGUCAGAUGGGUGGAGGCCUGGCUGGGUGAAGGUGCUUCGUCGACAGGAUAAUGGCCGUGAAGUGCCGGUGUCAUAUAUGUUCUAUUUCAGGACAUUUGUACCAGGAAAUGUUUGGUAUGGGUUUGAUUAUUGUCAAUCUAGAGGGGGAUUUGUGCCUCAUGUUGCUACUUUUGGUUCCUAGGUCCAGUUGGAAGAAUGUAGCAAACCUUGUUACUAUUGAUUGUUUGUGCAUCAUUGAGAAAAUGUUAUUUUAACAAGGACAAUAUUUUCCUUUGAUAUA
Messenger RNA from Cornus florida, 2238 nucleotides. Its product is annotated as protein RDM1-like. Lineage: Eukaryota; Viridiplantae; Streptophyta; Magnoliopsida; Cornales; Cornaceae. The transcript has 4 exons. The record is from RefSeq and is a predicted model, not a curated record. The coding region runs from base 227 to 736 and encodes 169 amino acids. Gene Ontology annotation, cellular component: nucleus; RNA polymerase V complex.